UAUCUGUAACAGAAUGGUUUCAUACCUUGAAAGCCCUAGUAUUUUUAUCUUCUGAAUAUGAUUAUGAAAUUCUUAUCUUUGGAAUUGUUUAACCUACACCGCUCGGUUUUGGGUAUGAAUAGUAUUUUGUGAUAAGCAUCAUUUCGCUUUGGCGUAUGAACGUCUAAUUCUAGGAGUCAUAUUAGUAUUCUUUCUCAUCCCGUGCAAAGAUGGUUAUUCGGAAACUGUACGUUCCUCCUGCAGUGAGCAAACAUGCCACAAAACCUGUUCAACUAGUAGUAAUUUCCUUUCUGAAACCUCCGGUUGUUCAUGAACAGGCGACAGCUUACGCUUUACCUGAAACUGUUCCGGAUCCAACGCCCGUAUCGACGAGUCAUGUGAAUGAAGUAGAAGCAGAUGAUGUAAUAGUGCAAAUCGUUCCUGGUAAAAUUCGUGGCGUUAAGCAAGUGCUGCCCAAUGGAAAGAAUUACUUCCGUUUUAGUGGUGUGCCUUAUGCCAAACCACCUGUUGGUGAUUUAAGAUUCAAGCCACCGGUGCCAGUGGAAAAAUUUGACCAUGAAGUAUUGGAUUGUCAGAAGGAAGGUAGCAACUGCUACAGUUCCACGUACUACCCACCAGAAGCUGAAGAGUUUGCGUCGGAAGAUUGUUUGUUUUUGAAUGUGUACACUCCAAAACUACCGGAAAGUGGGGAUGACGUGAAUUUGCCAGUUAUGCUGUGGAUUCACGGUGGCGGCUUCAAUCUUGGCAGUGGAGAUGCUGCUGUUUAUGGUCCCGAGUUUUUACUGCAAGAGGAAGUCGUUCUCGUGACGUGCAAUUACAGGUUGGGACCCAUGGGAUUUUUAUGUCUACCAUCUGUUGGAAUUCACGGCAACAUGGGGUUGAAAGAUCAGCGACUGGUGUUAAAGUGGGUUAACGAAAAUGUUGGUAGAUUUGGAGGAGAUCCAAAUAAUGUUACACUUUUUGGAGAAAGCGCUGGGGGAGCUGCAGUGCAUUUGAAUUAUCUCGCGGACACUUCGAGACAAUACUUCCAUAAGGCAAUCUGCAUGUCUGGCGUCUCUUAUAACCCAUGGGUCUUGCAGAGUAAUCCUGAAGCGAAGGCACGAAAACUAGCGGAGCUUUUAGGUGCCGGUUCUGUGAGCGACGAUGAUGUCUAUCGUGCGUUAAUGAAAGCUUCUGCCAAGGAUCUUCUGCAGCAUUCACCAGAUGUUCUCAGCGAGGAUGAAAAACGAACUAGCAAGUUCUUUGCCUUUACGCCAGUAAUCGAAUCGGAGUGCUCGGUGGAACCAUUUUUACAGGAAAAUUUUAUCAGUUUGAUGAUGAAGCCUAACAUGACUAAAAUUCCAAUGAUGACUGGCGUCACUUCCAGUGAAGGUAUGCUGGUUGCUGCUCAAAUGUUGAAAGACAUCGAACUGUAUGCUGCGGAUCCAACCAUGAUGGUACCACUAGAGUUGCCACUAGAUGCAGAUCGUUUGAUAGAAGCAGCUGGUGAAAUAAAACGAUUCUUCUUUGGAGAUAAUGAUAUCACUGCGGAUCGCUUGUCUACUUUAGUUGAUAUCAUGUCUGAUAAUAUGUUCGUUAUGGCAGCCUAUGUAGCCAGCGAACUUCACGCACGUUAUCAAAAUGAGGCGCCGCUAUACUUUUAUCUGGACUCAUUUUCUGGAAAACUGAAUAAAUAUCGCGACCUGUUCGUAGUGCCGGAACAUCUCGAGGGCGUUUGCCACGCGGAUGAGCUGCUGUAUCUGUUCAGCUCGACGUGGAUGGGGACCGACGUUGAGCAAGGCUCCCGGGAGGAUAAGUUCCGAGCGGUCAUGUGCAAGCUGUGGACCAACUUUGCCAAAUUUGGCAACCCUACGCCGAUUGACGGGGGACUUGAUUUUGUUUGGGAACCAGUCAAGCCGACAAGUGAUUUACAGUUUGUGCUGAACGCAGCGGAAUUGAACGAUGAAUUGAAGAUGGUGGAGAAUCCCUUUUUGGAAAGAGUUCAGUUCUGGCGCGAAAUUUUUGCACGCUAUUAUGGCAGUUUCUUGAUGAAUGAAGGUGUUGGCGGUAAAACUUAUAAUGCCUAAUUGUAACAUUGUUAGUUUAAAAACAAAACAAUAAAGGAAUCCAA
Molecule: messenger RNA, 2110 nt
Organism: Aedes albopictus (Asian tiger mosquito)
Lineage: Eukaryota; Metazoa; Arthropoda; Insecta; Diptera; Culicidae
Product: esterase B1
Exons: 4
Coding region: 210-2066 (618 amino acids)
Molecular function (GO): serine hydrolase activity
Source: RefSeq, a predicted model, not a curated record